Coprinopsis cinerea okayama7#130 is the source of this 1737-nucleotide messenger RNA. Its product is annotated as purine transporter. The record is from RefSeq and is a predicted model, not a curated record. Gene Ontology annotation, molecular function: purine nucleobase transmembrane transporter activity. The transcript has 18 exons. Bases 1 to 1737 code for a protein of 578 amino acids. NCBI's taxonomy places the organism in Eukaryota, Fungi, Basidiomycota, Agaricomycetes, Agaricales, Psathyrellaceae. Gene Ontology annotation, biological process: transmembrane transport. Gene Ontology annotation, cellular component: plasma membrane.
AUGUUCGAGAGACUGAACAACUCCGUCGCGAGGAGCUUCGUUGGACGAUGGUUCAAGUUGGAGGGUUCUGGUGUGCACAAGGAGCGUGUGGGAUCUCGCUUCACGACUGAAAUCCGUGCUGGCCUUACAACAUGGGCCGCCAUGGCGUACAUCAUCUCAGUCAACGCCGCCAUUAUCUCAGAUUCCGGAGGAACCUGCGAAUGCCCAACGAACGACCUUUGUCUGAACGACCAAGCCUACCUCAUGUGCAAGAACGAAAUCCGACAAAACCUUAUCACUGCGACCGCCGCCGUCUCUGCUCUCGCUACCUUCCUCAUGGGCCUCUUGGCUAACCUCCCUGUCGGUUUGGCACCAGGGUUGGGUCUCAAUGCAUAUUUCGCCUAUUCCGUUGUAGGAUUCCACGGUGGAGGUAUUAUCAGUUAUCAAGAGGCCUUGUCUGCCGUUUUCCUGGAAGGAUGGCUUUUCCUGUUCCUCUCUCUUCUCGGUCUCCGACAAUGGCUGGUCCGCAUCAUGCCACAGUCUCUAGUCCUCGCCGUUGGUGCAGGUAUCGGUCUCUUCAUUGCUUUCAUCGGCCUGUCGAGUCAUGGACUAGGCGUGGUCGGUGGCGACACUGUCAAUCUCGUCGCUUUGGGUGGAUGUACACCCGACAACUACCUCAGCGAAGACAUGGCCAACUACUGCACUGGUGGGCAGUUGCGUAGUCCGACGAUGUGGCUGGGUAUCUUCGUUGGCGGUAUUCUCACCUUGCUGAUGUUGAUGUACCGUGUCCGAGGUGCCAUCCUCAUCGGUAUCUUCAUUGUCGCCAUUGUUUCGUGGCCUCGACCGACAGCGGUGACUUACUUCCCGCACACCCCGGCUGGAGACGCUAUGUUCGAUUACUUCAAGCAAGUCGCUGUGUUCCAGCCGCUUGACCGGAUAGGCAACAAGAUUGAUUACAACUAUGGCUCGGGCCAUGUUUGGUAUGCCCUUAUCACCUUCCUCUACGUUGAUAUCCUCGAUACCACCGGAACUCUAUACUCCAUGGCCAAAUUCGCAGGACUUCGCGAUCCGGAAACCCUCGACUUUGAGAACUCCACCAUUGCUUACUGUGUCGACGCCUUUGCCAUCUCGAUGGGAGCUCUCAUGGGUACCAGCCCUGUGACCGCCUACGUUGAGAGUGCUACUGGCAUUUCUGAGGGUGGUAAAACGGGCAUCACUGCACUCGCGACUGGUUUCAUGUUCUUCGUGUCUAUCUUCUUCGCCCCGAUCUUCGCUUCCAUCCCUCCUUGGGCUACGGGAGGCGCUUUGGUCAUCGUAGGAUCUAUGAUGAUUCGCAAUGUCCUCGAAAUCAACUGGGACUACAUCGGCGAUGCCGUCCCUGCUUUCCUCACUCUUAUCAUUAUUCCCUUCACUUUCAACAUCGCAUACGGUGUUAUUGCAGGAAUUUUCUCCUUCAUCAUCCUCAACGGCAUCCCGCUUGUCAUCAGGAAACUUUCCAAGGGCAAGAUCGUCACUGCCAACUACGAGGUUUCCGAGGAAUGGGUCAUCCCUCCUGGAAGCAUCGUUCCUUAUUGGAUGCGCAAAACUGCAAGCUUGGUCAAAAACAGGGGAAAGGGCGGUGCGUCAGGCCCGUCGGACGUGCACCACGACAGUGCUUCUGAAGACAAGGGGUCUGAUGAAGACGAGAAGGGCGAGGUGUCGGCUGCGCCUGUGCCUCUCGCCCCCAGUACUACCCAACUCCAACCCCUCAAUCCAUAA